AUGGCUUCCGCCGCAACUACUACACCCGCUGCUGCUGCGCCUCCAGCAGGUGCUGCAGCGGAUGCGGUAGGAUUUGCCGCUACACCUGCAAUUGCAAGUGCAACAGCAGGUGCAGCAACAAGCGCAGCAGGUUCAGGGGAAUUGGGGGCGGCUGUGGAGGGAGCAGGGGCACCCCCAGCAACAAGGGCAGCAGCACAACCACCACCAGCUGCUGCGGCAGCUAAGGACCUGCAGCAAGAAGGGAGUGGAGCGCUUCGUGAGACCACAGCGGCGGGGAAACCUUCUUUGUCAGCAGCUCCUGCUCUCGCUGCUCUGAACGUGCAGCUCCCAGCCCCCGUCGCAGACAGCAGCAGCAGCAACAGCACAGCAAGAGAAGCUGCUGCGCUGCCAAGCACCGCCUCCUCCCCUUCGCCUUCUCCGUCCCUGGCGGCCGGUGGGGCGUCGGGUAGUGUUGGUGACAGCUUGCGGCUGAAGGCAGAGUUGGCACAACAGCAAGAACAUAGGACGGCGGCAGCAGCACCAGCAGCAGCAACAGCAACACCAACACCAGCAGCAGCAGCAACGCCUGCUGCUACUUCUACUUCAACGGUUACAGGCGGGGAGGAUCGCCUGGAAACACGCCCGACGACACCCGAAGGCCUUGAUCCUGUGGUGGAUGGCACAGCGGAAGGUAUUUCUCCGAACAUUGUUGUUCCUGCAGCAGCUGCUGCAAGUGGCAGCAACAGCAGCACCAGUAACAACAGCAGCAGAACCAAGGAUGGUGUGGUUGAGAGCCCUGUUCCAGAGGGAGCCCCGGGGUGGCCCUUGGGGAAUACAGCAGGGUGGCGCGAGGGCCCCUCUCGCCGUUCGCGUCCUCCCCGCCGCGCUGCCGCCGCCGCCGCUGCUGCAGCCGCCGCCGCCGCCGCCGCAGCAAGCAGCAGCAGACGGCCUUCAGAAGAUGUAGGGACGGCUGCUCUUGCGCUGCGGGCAUCAGCAGCAGGCGGUCGAGUCGCCCCUCGACUCCCGGGGGUGAAGUAUUGCCAUUCCCGCAACGCAUGGAUUGCGAGAUGGUCCGAAGAAGGACAAGAAAGAUGGAAAACAUUUUCUGUGAAAGCGUGCAAAGGUUUCACAGAAGCCCGCAUGCAAGCCGUGCAGUUUAGGUGGGAGAAGGUUCGCCUUAAGUACGCCAAGCUUAUGAAGCAGGCGACACCGCAGCCCGGUCUCAUAAAUGCAACAGCGGCCCCUGAGGGGGCCCCUCCCGACGCCUUGGACAUCGACGCGGAAGCAGCAGAAUUAGCUGCUGCUCUGCAGCUGUACGGCAGCACCGCCGGAGCGUCCCAGCAGCAACAGCUGCUACAGCAACCGCAACAGUCACAGCAGCAACAACAGCAGCAGCCCCAACGCACGCAGCGCAUGCAACGCUGCGCGGCAACCCCAGGAGGGGUCCAAGUCGGAGUAGCCUGCAACACUGCGGCUCUCUCAGGAAGAGGGCAAGCUGGUGCUGUUGCUGCUACUGCUACUGCGGCUACAGACACCCCAGCGAAGCAAACGACAAGGCAAAAGCGGCAGGGCGCGUCUGCGUUGGCUGUUGGAGCGGAUGAUGCCCCCAAACCAACCCAAGGCAGAGCAGCCAAUGCGAAGAAGGCAUGCAAACAGCCGCAGCAGCGGCAGCAACAGCAGCACCUGCUCUUGCAGGGGGAGGAACAGCAUCUGUUGCAGCAGCACCUGCAGCAGCAACUGCAGCAGCAGCUGCAGCAACAACAGCAGCAGCACGAUCUUGCGGCCGGUUCCGCUGAUCAGCUAUCGGCCUCGCAGUGGGCUUUGCUGCAGCAGCACCUGCAGCAGCAAGCAGCGCGCAGAAAGGCCAACAGCAAGUCGCUGUCUGCUGCGCGAUCUCCUCGAUCCGAGGAAGAGUUGGCAGAUGGGGCUGCUUGCUUGUUUUCCCCUAAAGGUGCAGCAUCAGCUACCACAGCAUCAGCAGCUGCUGCUGCUGCAGCAGCUGCUGCGGCAUCCCGGGGGGCGGGGUCACAGGGCACGGGGCCCUUAGUUUCCGGCACCCCGCUGGCAGUUAAAAGUGAUCCCUUCUACGGAGAAGGAGCUGAUUCGCCACAUGCGGAGGGGGAUAUGCGGACUCAGCUGCUGCUGCAGCUCGCAAGCAGGCUGCAGCAGCAGCCCGGCAACGAGCAGCAAGACACCGCAAUGCUGUUGCAGGCUCUCAAGAGCCUUUUGCUGCAGCGACAACAAAGCCGCCAAGAACAAGAACUCGCCUCCCGGCUCCCGCUGCAUUCCCAGCAGCAACAGCAGCAGCAUCAACCGGAGCAACAACAAAACGGUAGCAAAGAGGUCGAAACAGACUUGCUUCGGCUGGUCGCAAGGUCAGCAGGGAUGCUGGGCGGCUCUGGGGAUCGAAGUGCCGGGGGUGGAGUUGCGAUGAUGCCGGCGGAAGCAGCUGCGCUGCAGCAGCUGCAGCAGCUGCAGCAGAGUGUCUGCGCUGCAACAGACUCGCGACCAGCACAGCUGUGGAGUGAGACACUGGAGGACAGAGGCGUCCACGACAGUGUGCAGUCACUCCUCCGCUUCAUUUCCGAUGGAAGCAACAGCAGAUCCGCCACAGCAGCGGCAGCAGCAGCAGCAGCAGCUGCUGCUGCUAGAGGGGGAGGGACGGGUGCAGGCAGCACUGCAGGCGAUGCAGCAGCAGGACAUGCAGCUGUGUCGUUGGGGCUGCCCCAGUGGACUGUCCGGAGUCCCCUGAGUAGUACCAGCACGACUACAACCACCAGCAGUAACAGCAGUAGCAGCAACAACAACAACAGCAGCAACAGUAGCAGCAGCAGCAGCAGUUCUGCUUCCAGUUGCAGCUGGGGUACGUCAGCUUUGCCGUCCUUGGUUGGACCCGUGUCGGCCUCCUCUUCGCAGGCGUUCGGCAGCAGCAGCAACCCAACAACAGCAGGAGCUGGUGCAGCUGCAACGGCAACGGCAGGACAAACAACAGGAGCAGCUGCCGCCGCCGCCGCCGCAGCAGCAGCAGCAGCUUCAUCUCCUCGCUGUGCAAGAGACAACAACGCAGAGGCAGACAACGCUGAUGAUGGUGGAGACCUGCAGCCAUGGCGUCGCGCGGUGUGUGUUAUUUUGGAGGACGUGCUGGAGAACUGCAUUCUUGAGGUGGGGUCAGAACUGCGGCACAGCAACGGCAGCAACAGCAGCAGCAACAGCAGCAGCCUGUCACGGGAACGGCUGCAGUUCGCUCCGAUGGUUGGGCGCCUGAAGGCCUUAGCAGCGCGUAGCAGCAGCAAAGCGGAGCUGCGGCCCUUCCUGCGGCUGUUCUCGCGCAGCAUCCGCCUGGGGAUCGUCCCCAGCAAACAACCUGCAGACAUGCAGCAGCUGCUGUUGGAUGCCCUGGGGGCCCUAGACGAUGCCAUGGCUGCCUCCCGAGCACUCGCCACCCCUGCCCAGCAGCAACUGCAGCAGCAGCAGCAGCAGCAGCAGCAACUGCAGCAGAAACAACAAUUGCAACAACAGCAGCUGCAGCAACAGCAGCAGUUGCAGCUGCAGCUGCAGCAACAGCAGCAACAGCUGCAGCUGCAGCAGCAGCACCGCCAACAACGCCUUCCAGCCUCGCCGUGCUGCAGGCCAGGAGCGGUGUCUGUGGAGGUGUAUGAACAGUAA
This is a messenger RNA of Eimeria maxima, 3645 nucleotides long. RefSeq lists its product as hypothetical. The record is from RefSeq and is a predicted model, not a curated record. Gene Ontology annotation, biological process: regulation of transcription by RNA polymerase II. The coding region runs from base 1 to 3645 and encodes 1214 amino acids. The transcript is spliced from 2 exons. NCBI's taxonomy places the organism in Eukaryota, Apicomplexa, Conoidasida, Eucoccidiorida, Eimeriidae. Gene Ontology annotation, cellular component: nucleus. Gene Ontology annotation, molecular function: transcription cis-regulatory region binding; DNA-binding transcription factor activity.